AUGGCUGCAGACCGGCACCCGAGCCCCUCGGCCCACCUGGCGAGGCCCGGCGGCCCCCCCUUCCGCCCGGGCCGCUGCUGUGACAGUACAGACACGCCCCCCACGCCCCCCACGCCCCUCACGCCCCCCACACCGCACCGCCACAGCAACAGCCACCACCUCAAGGGCCACCCCAACAAGGCCCAGGACCCCACCAGCAGCAGCAGAGCUCACAACAACAACAACAACAGCAGCAGCAGCAACAACAACAACAACAACAACAACAACACAGCAGCAGCAGCAGCAGCAGCAGCAGCAGCAGCAACAACAACAACAACAACAACAACAACAACAGCAGCAGCAACAGCAGCAGCAACAGCACAGCAACAGCAGCAGCAACAGCAGCAACAACAGCAACAACAACAACAGCAGCAACAACAACAACAGCAAGCAGGCACCUCACAAUGGGCAGGACCCAGUCAACAACAGAAGACACAACAACAGGGUGGAGGACCACAACAACAGCAGGGGCCACAGCAAAGUGGGGGCGGUGGGGUGGGGGGUGGUGGCCCCCAGUAUGGAGGGGUGAGGUACCCAGGGCCCCACUCUGGGCCCCACAGUGGACCUCACGGUGGGCCCCAUGGUGGGCCGCACUCUGGGCCUCACAGUGGGCCACACUCUGGGCCCCACAGUGGGCCACACUCUGGGCCCCACAGUGGGCCACACUCUGGGCCCCACAGUGGGCCACAUUCUGGGCCCCACGGCGGGCCACACUCUGGGCCCCACGGUGGCCCUCACUCUGGGCCCCACAGUGGCCCUCACUCUGGGCCCCACAGUGGCCCUCACUCUGGGCCACACAGUGGCCCUCACUCUGGGCCCCACAGUGGCCCUCACUCUGGGCCCCACAGUGGGCCACACUCUGGGCCCCACAGUGGGCCACACUCAGGACAGCCACCGGUGGCCUCUCAGCAAGCAUCCUACCCUCUUCAGACAUCCUACCACCACCAGGUGAGAGGCCUGCACCACCCACCUCAUUAUAGUUACGGAGGUGGCGGGCAGGUAGCAGCAGUGUCGCCCAUCACGACGCCCACGUCGACAGGUGGGCCGCAUGGUGGGGGAACGGGCAGUGGGGGUGGUGGUGGAGGGUGUGGGGGAGGUGCUGGAGGAUACUCUGCAGCAUCACCGUCGUCACACUCCAGCUACGGUGAGCAACUCUCCCGCACCAACCUCUACAUCCGAGGCCUCAGCGCCGACACCACCGACAAAGACCUCGUCGAUAUGUGCAAGAAAUAUGGUAACAUCAUAUCAACAAAAGCCAUACUCGAUAAAAACACAAACAAGUGCAAAGGUUAUGGUUUUGUAGACUUUGAGUCACCAGCAUCUGCAGACAAGGCUGUCAAGGGGCUGCUAGCAUCCAACGUGCAGGCUCAGAUGGCUAAGCAACAGGAGCAAGACCCCACCAACCUGUACAUCGCUAAUCUUCCACCACACAUGAAUGAAGCAGAGCUGGAGCAGCUACUUGCUCAACAUGGCCAGGUCAUCUCCACUCGCAUCCUCAGAGACAACAAUGUUCAGUCACGAGGUGUUGGAUUUGCCAGGAUGGAGUCUCGGGAAAAAUGUGAGCAGAUUAUCCAAAUGUAUAAUAAAAAGUUGCUGAGAGGGGCCAAAGAGGCGCUCCUCGUCAAAUUUGCUGAUUCGGGCAAUAAGAAGCGCAAUCAGUAUAAGGCCAAGGAGCAGACUAGUUGGGAACGCUCAGAACCAAUUCCUGUGUAUGACCAGUCAUCUUUACUUCCACAAAACGGAACGCUCAUGCCUUCAGUGGCCUCCGGUGCAUUCCGGCAAUAUCCCCCGUCCCAGGUGCCAACAUAUCCUUUGCAGCCAUUCUAUAUAAUGCAACCCCAGACACUUCAACAUAUGGAUGUUUCUCCGAUAAUGCAACCGACUAUGGAUACGAGUCAGAUGCCCUAUUCCCCAGUUUAUACCCACACUGACGACACACAUGCAGCAGCUCCACCUGACGCCUGGCACUUUCAACCAUGAAGUGUCCAUGUGUGAAUGGUUACAGCAAGGAGGGUACUUGACAACUAGUGGAGGAUAUCCACCUUCACCCUACACCCCCAUGAUGCAGCACAUGGCCAUGAUGGAUGACUCCACUGCACACUCCCCUGAUGAAUACCAACCUUACCCAACCACUCCUGGUCCAGUCCAGUGUCAGCCACAACCCAAGUAACAUUGUCUGGAGUUAGGAAUUCUUGUUAAUGACUGUAUUUUCCUUCUGAAGAAUGGGAGAAGUUUGAUAAAAAUCACAUUGCCCCAGAUUAGAUGGGCAAAACUCUCAUGUUAUUACUGUAGUGAAAACACAUUGCAAGUAGUGUUCUGAUUGCCAACAGAACAGCUGUAGAAGGAAGUGGUUGACAUAUGUAAACUGGGCAAAUAGUGUGAUCCAUCAUUCAUCUCUCUGCCAUGGCAUUCCAUGGCUGGAAAAAAUGUGGGAUGGGGCCCCAGCCCUAAAAACUCACGAGAGAGCUAACGAUGAAUUAUAUCGCCAGCGCCGGCAGUACUGGAGUCAGUGCACAUUUGGCAUUACAUUUGUUACUGCUGACAGGAGAGAAUAGCAUUAACGGCCCACCUUCCUUCAGCCACCCCAUGAAGUGUAUUAUCUUUAGCUAGCCAAUCAUGGAUUGGAAUUAAGUUUUCCACAGCCAGUCAGGUAACCCAGAAUCAUGUCAGGUGGUGUGAUCAGGAGUUUGGGCCGUGAUGUAAGACCUGUGAUUCAUUUAGAAAGAAGUUAGAAUGACUAGUAUAUUAAGUUAUUUCAUGUAAAGCAAGUGCAACUUCUUGGGAUUCUUAAUAGAAAUGAAAUGAAUUCCGUUUUGUUACUUGAACUACAUAGUGAGAACCCCAGAAAUGAAGAAGAAAAUUUCCACUUUUAAGAUAAAAUGACAAUGAUAGAAAAUCUUUGAAUCUUGUGAUCUACUUCUACAUCAUCAUAAUUAACACUCCAAAUUGUUCUUCUAUUCAGGAAGUGUCUGAAUGUGAAUACUGUAUUAUUUAUUUUUUUAAUUUGUUCAUAAGAGCCUGCUUGUAGAGAUAGGUUCUACAGUCUAGUAGAUUGAAGACAGGCUUUUCUUCAGUUUAA
Molecule: messenger RNA, 3118 nt
Organism: Cherax quadricarinatus
Lineage: Eukaryota; Metazoa; Arthropoda; Malacostraca; Decapoda; Parastacidae
Source: RefSeq, a predicted model, not a curated record